Molecule: messenger RNA, 324 nt
Organism: Zymoseptoria tritici IPO323
Lineage: Eukaryota; Fungi; Ascomycota; Dothideomycetes; Mycosphaerellales; Mycosphaerellaceae
Exons: 2
Source: RefSeq, a predicted model, not a curated record
CACAUAGUCCUCUUCAAGCUCAAAUCCGGCUACACAGUGGACAGCAAAGAAGUCGCCGACCUCAAAGCCGCCGGCCAAGCCAUGGUUGGUCAAAUUCCAGGCCUCUCUCGGAUCGACUUUGGCCCACCUCUCGCAUCCACCGCCCACAGAUCUCAAGGCUACGAUUUGGGACUCGUGGCGGUCCUGGAGAAAGCGGAAGACGUGAAGGUGUAUGCGGAGCACCCAAGUCAUCAGAAAGUCAACACGUUGAGGUUGGAGGUCACGGAGCAGACGCUGGCUUAUGAUUUGGUGGUUGAAGACAAUGGUUCUGGAGGAAAGCUGUAA